AUGUCACUAUUGACUAACAGAAAGCGUCCAAGAGGGUAUAGUGAAAACUUUGCUCCUCUGCAAUCGGCAACACUAAAUUCAUCGUAUCAGCAGCAGCAGCAACAACUGCAGCAACAACAACAACUGCAACUGCAGUUUUUACAACACCAAAGUCAACAAAGUCAGCAAUAUGACUCAUCACAGUCUGCUCAGUCUAAUCAAUAUGACCAAAUGCACUCGUUCGAGGGCACAUCUAUGAGCUCAUUUGCUCAAAAUUCGAACUUCGGGUAUAAUAACUCCGCGGUCGGAUUCAGCCCACACUUGCAACCCAAGAAAUCAAAAUUUAGCAAUCCGUUCUUGCUGGUUGAAGAGAAUGAUGCUAUUUUAGAUGAUGGAGAAACAGACACGUUUGCUUUGGACGAUGUUGAUGAAGGUGGUGGUACAAGUAACGAUAAUGUCAUUACCGGAGACGAGGAUGAUGAGUAUGAUGAUGAUAUCAUUAUUAUUGACGAAAGGGAUGUUGUCCCCCGUGGUAAGAGAAACAAUAGUGAUUCAAUUUUGAUUAACCCCGAUGCACAGGAAGCUUACAACCUUUUCAAUGUUAAUCAAUUUGAGAUUGAUAAAUCCACGAGAGCAAAGAAGCAGCGAACUAGUUCGCUACCUCAAUUACCUCAGGUAAAGUGUUUUUACAACAAACUACCCAACAACUAUAUACUACAAACGCCGAAGUUGGGUAAUAUAAAGACUAAUGUUAUACCGCAUCAGAAUAAUUUACCGCCAUGCGACGAUGAAAAUGGGCACUAUAUCAUCAAAAUCAAUGAUUCUUUUGCUAACCGUUUUGUGAUUGUGAAGUUAUUGGGUCAGGGCACAUUUGGAAAGGUUGUUCAAUGCUUUGAUAAGGUCAAUAGGGAACAAGUUGCAAUAAAAAUUAUUCGAAACAUUCAGAAAUAUAGGGACGCAGCAAAGAUUGAAUUGAGAAUAUUAUCAACGUUAAAGAAGUUUGAUAAUGCCAAUAAGAACCAUUGCAUUCAUUUGCGUGAAUGCUUCGACUACCGUGGCCACAUUUGCAUCGUCACUGACUUGUUGAAGAUUUCAUUGUACGAUUUCUUGGAAAACAAUAAAUUCAUUUCGUUUCCUGGAAGUCAUAUACAAGCUAUAUCCAAACAAUUGAUAAGAUCAGUCACUUUCCUUCAUGAUUUAAACUUGAUUCACACAGAUCUCAAGCCAGAAAAUAUAUUGCUACAUGAUGACUCAUUCACGAAAAAACAAUUGUACAGCUCCACCAUCAAGAGCGCGUUUAUGAAUCUCGCAGCCCCAGCCGCAUCACCCAAGAGCAAUACCAAGAGAGUUCCCAAGACAUCUAAAGUGCUAAAAAAUCCAUUGAUUCAGGUUAUUGACUUUGGCAGUGCUAUUUUUGAUGAUGAGUACCACUCACUGAUUGUUUCAACGCGGCAUUAUCGUGCACCAGAAAUUGUUUUGGGAACUGGUUGGUCAUUCCCGUGUGAUAUGUGGUCAAUUGGUUGCAUUUUGGUGGAGCUUAUUAUUGGUGAGCCUUUAUUCAAAACACAUGAUAACCUAGAGCAUUUGGCUAUGAUUGAAAGGAUUGCUGGUUACAGAAUCGAUAGAGAGAUGGUAAAAUUGUCGAAAUUGAAUGAAAACGAAUGCGGACUUGAAUAUUUUACCAACGAGUAUGUUGGUGGCCCUUUGGAUGACGACCAACUAGUGCAUACGUCUGCUCGGGACUCCCCAUCUGGCACGACAUCAAUAUCGUCAUGCUCCGAUGAUGAUGAAGCGGAGGUUGUUCGUAAUGUUAGUUCUGUUGGUCUUGAUAGUGAUGCUGACUAUGAUCUUACUCGUCGUCGUCGUAAUGUACACGAGAUGGAUGACUCUGAUGACUCUGACGAUGACGUCAUUUUCGAUGAAGAGAGGACGUUGGCAAACUCUUUGGUUUUAAAGUUCCCGACGGCAUCAACUCCUCAAAAGUUUAUCAAUGCAGUGGACGAGUUAUCAAGAAUUGAUUUGUUUAUCAGUUCACGAAUUGGGUUAAGAAUCAAUUUCGAUUACUCGUUGAAUCAAAAUUAUGAGGAAAAUAAACAUUUGAUUAAUUUUGGAAAUUUUACAUUUUGGUGGUUUUUCAUUGAUUUGUUGAAGAAGUUGUUUGUGAUUAAUCCUAGAGAUCGAAUUACGGCAUUGGAGGCGUUGAACCAUCCAUGGUUUAAUUUAGGUAUACAGGAUGAAGGCACAGUCUAG
Molecule: messenger RNA, 2229 nt
Organism: Lodderomyces orthopsilosis Co 90-125
Lineage: Eukaryota; Fungi; Ascomycota; Pichiomycetes; Serinales; Debaryomycetaceae
Gene: KNS1
Product: serine/threonine protein kinase
Exons: 1
Coding region: 1-2229 (742 amino acids)
Biological process (GO): protein phosphorylation
Cellular component (GO): nucleus
Molecular function (GO): protein kinase activity; ATP binding
Source: RefSeq, a predicted model, not a curated record